Diorhabda carinulata is the source of this 1525-nucleotide messenger RNA. Its product is annotated as peripherin-2-like. The transcript is spliced from 5 exons. The coding region runs from base 39 to 1478 and encodes 479 amino acids. NCBI's taxonomy places the organism in Eukaryota, Metazoa, Arthropoda, Insecta, Coleoptera, Chrysomelidae. Gene Ontology annotation, cellular component: membrane. The record is from RefSeq and is a predicted model, not a curated record.
UAUUUUUACAAAAAUUCUACAAAUAAAACCAUUGCAAAAUGGCUGUGGGUAUGUUUAUAUUAUCCCAAAAGCAACGACAAAAGUUAUCAAUUAUUUUUAUAAUUUUAAAUAUUUUUCAAAUUAUUAUGGGAUGUGGUAUGACUGGAUCGUCUCUUUAUAUAAUUAUUGCAGUUGCUCCAAUACUACACCAAGAAAAAUCGGAAAUUAAUUUCGUAUUUGCAGUAACAGGACUUUAUGGUACCCAUGUAAUGUUUCACUGGAUAGUUGGAAUUAAUAUUAGUCAAAGGUGUCUUAAUAGUGCUGGGAGGAAAACUACAAGUAGCCUUUUUCUUUUAUGGUCAUGUUUAGGUACAGGCACUAUACUUCAAUUAUUAAUUUUGUCGCACUUUGCCAGAAAAAUGAACAAGUACAUUUCAAGAUCUAUCAAACAAUCCAUAAUAACUGGAAUGAACCAAUAUCUUCAGGAUCUUUCAUGGAAAGAAGUUAUAGAUAAACUGCAAUACAGUCACGAAUGCUGUGGAUUAAUAUCUUUUCAAGAUUGGCACGAUGAAAAAUGGUUGACAAAAUAUCACAUCGAUACUAAAUCAACUGUGAUUAAACAAUUAAGAACAAAUGAUGAAGUUUUAACACUACCUGUUGUACCCUGGAGCUGCUGUAAAGUUGAUUUCCCCAUGCAGUGUCUACACGAUCCAAUUCAGCAGACAGAGUUCACACAUUUAUGGGUUGCUGAACCAACUUUUGUUACUGAUUCCAUUAACACAAAAGGAUGUUUGAAUAUAUUGAGAAAACCAAUUACUUGGACUAUUAAUGCCUUUGUCACUGUUGUUUCAUUUUUAACUAUCAUUCAUGUAUUAAUUUUCAUAGUAUCCAGACUUUUGUACACAUCAUCAAGAAAUUCUAUUUUACUUGGUGAUCCAGAAGAACCAGCACCUGGUUGGAUAUUCGGCAGAGGUGAUUGUGGAUAUACAGGAGGUAAAACAGUUUUGGAGAUAAUGGAAAAUUAUAGGAUAAAUUUGAGAAAACAUACUAAAAACGAUACUGAAGAGACAGACACAUCAAAUAAAAAAUCAUCUUUUAAGAUACGUUUUUUAAAGAAAAAAGUAAAAAGUAAAACAUUAGACGAAUCUGUAAAAACUGAUAUAACUACCACAAAUGAUGCAGAUACUAUUUUAAACAUUUCUGACUCUGAAGAUAAAACAAAAGGAAAAGACAUUUUGAAAAUUAAUAAGGACCCAAAAGUCAUUGAAAACUCUACCAAAACUUCUAAGAAAGAAGAAAAUGCUCGCAAAGUUCGCCCAAGAAAAAAUGCUGAAAGCAAAAGCGUUAGUAAUAAAAUAUUAGAAGCAGACGCUAAGAAGAAACCAAAUAUUUCAAAUGAAAGAACUAAAAUGAAAACUUUGAUUAAAAACAGUAAGCCAGACAGCAAUAGUAAAAGUGCUCGUUCCAUGGAGGAAAAAUUGAAAGAAUUACAACAAUGAUGAUUAUUUUAUAAUGUAGGUAUUAAAAAAUAUACUGUUGUCUUGUA